Molecule: messenger RNA, 3603 nt
Organism: Bombina bombina (fire-bellied toad)
Lineage: Eukaryota; Metazoa; Chordata; Amphibia; Anura; Bombinatoridae
Gene: INTS3
Product: integrator complex subunit 3
Cellular component (GO): cytoplasm
Source: RefSeq, a predicted model, not a curated record
GUGAGCUACUGGACUCGGGAUGGCUUCCUGUGUGUGUUAGCAGAUGGAUGAGGUCUCCCGGUACCGAGGAGACGCUGGAAUGCACUGAGCCCGAAAGGGGGCAUAACCUUCAAACCCUGACCACUCAUAGAGAAAACAAAACUAUAUACUGCAACCUUUAACUGCACAAUAGCCCUUUGCUUUCAACCACACGUUACCCAUUAUAACCAUCUUGUUUACCCAAACCCCCAAAACUCUUUAUAAUAUAACCCUAAAUCCCUACAAUACCCUCCAUAAUCUCUAAACCUUACAAUAUGCUUUAAUGAAUUUUCCCUAUUUUAUGAUAUAACCUUGUCAGCUAUUUGCAUUCCCCUUCUUUAGAAGUAUUCUCCCUCCAAAUCACAUUUCAUAUUAUUUAUCUACGUACAUAUACCCCUGGGUAACUUUUUUGUUUUUAUUUGUCAAACUCAACCCCAACACACCUUUCUUAUUAAGCUUUCCAUUCGGGGCUUGGUUGUUUUGUAUUGUAUUCAUUUAUAAAAUCACCACAAAACACAUGCUGAGUUCAAGCAUUAACUAACUCAACAUUUAAGUCAAACAUGUUUGUAACCUGUCACCAAAUGUUACCCAGAUACUUUAUAUUAUCAUAGUCCAUUGCUUUGUAUAACUAUAUUAAAUUGUGUAAAACCUACCUUAGGUCUAUAGUGUCCAAACCAAACUUAUUACAUAGGCAGUGUUGUUUAAUAACACAAAAGCUUUCACAUACCAACUUGCAAUUUUACGCUGCAAUUUACCCCAAACCCUGAGAUGGAACAGAAAUCUAAAGGGAAACUGCUGGUCUCCACUAGUCUCGAUGCCAAGGAUGAACUGGAAGAGAGGUUGGAGAGAUGUAUGGGUCUUGUCAACUCCAUGGUAAAUGGACUGUCCGAACGAGAGGCAAAUGAUGCUCUCAAUGCAUACGUGUGUAAAGGGGCCACUCAACAUGAGGAGGUUUGUCUUGGACUAUUCACACAGAUCCUUUCAGAGCCUGCUCAAGCACAGAAGUGUUACCGGGAUCUGGCACUGGUCAGCAGAGAUGGCAUGAAUAUUGUGUUAAACAAAAUAAACCAGCUACUGAUGGAGAAAUACCUAAAAUUACAGGACACCUGCCGAACACAGCUGGUGUGGCUGGUACGUGAGCUGGUGAAAAGUGGGGUCCUUGGAGCAGACGGGGUGUGUAUGACCUUCAUGAAGCAGAUAGCUGGGGGGGAUAUAUCUGCCAAGAAUAUUUGGCUGUCGGAGAGUGUAUUGGAGAUCCUGAUGGACCAAAGGGAGUGGGUGUUGAAGAGCAGCAUCCUGAUAGCAAUGUCUGUGUAUACUUACCUACGUCUUAUUGUGGAUCACCAUGGAACACCACAGUUACUUACUCUAAGACAGAAAGAAGUGGAUUUCUGCAUGAUGCUUUUGCGAGAGCGGUUCAUGGACUGCUUCAUGAGUCGGGACCUGGUGCGACUCCUACAGAAUGUGGCCAGGAUCCCAGAAUUUGAGGCUUUGUGGCGGGACAUGAUGCAUAAUCCUCAAGCUUUGAACUCCCAGGUUUACAGCCCUGUAAACAUGUAUUGUCAAAACUGCACUAAAAUGAGCUUGACAGAUGGUGUUGGAGAAAGGCAGAGGAAAGAGGAGAAUUUUCAUAUACAUGCCUCAUACCACAGUGUUCUCCACACAAUGUUUCCAGCUGGUAUCUUGCAGCUUUUGCAGUCCCGUACCUCACGUAAGUUCUUGGCAUGCCGACUAACCCCAGAUAUGGAGACGAAGCUUCUUUUUAUGACCUCUCGAGUGCGGUUUGGACAGCAGAAGCGAUAUCAAGAUUGGUUCCAGAGGCAGUACCUCUCCACACCAGAUAGUCAGUCAUUGCGCUGUGACCUGAUACGUUAUAUCUGUGGAGUGGUACACCCUUCAAAUGAAGUGCUAAGCUCAGAUAUCCUGCCUCGCUGGGCCAUCAUCGGCUGGCUGCUUACCACUUGCACAUCUAAUGUGGCUGCCUCUAAUGCCAAACUGGCUUUGUUUUAUGACUGGCUUUUCUUCAGCCCAGAGAAGGACAGCAUCAUGAAUAUUGAGCCAGCCAUCCUUGUUAUGCAUCACUCUAUGAAGCCUCAUCCAGCCAUUACUGCCACACUUCUAGACUUCAUGUGCCGGAUAAUACCAAACUUUUAUCCUCACCUAGAGGCUCAUGUCCGACAGGGAGUAUUCAGCUCUUUAACCCACAUCAUGGAGAAACGAGUACUGGCACACCUGGCUCCUUUGUUUCAUAACCCCAAGCUGGACAAAGAGCUGCGCUCGAUGCUUAGAGAAAAAUUUCCAGAGUUUUGCAGCAUUCCUUCUCCUGCCUCAGAAAUCAAAACAGAGGAGCCGGUAACUAUGGAGAUGGAGAACAACAUGGUGGAUAAGGAAGAUGGCUGCUAUGACAAUGCAGAAGCUGCAUUUAGUGACGACGAUGAGGAAAUGAACAACAAAGCAGGCAAGAAGAGAGAAUUCCGGUUUCACCCAAUCAAAGAGCCGAUUAUUGAUGAGCCAGUGGACAUUACGCCUUACCUGGACCAGCUUGACGAUCCUCUGAAGGAUAAAGUCGUCUUACUACAAAAGGAGAGUGACAUGGAGGCGCAGUGUGAGGUCAUGCAGGAUAUAGUGGAGCAGAUCCUGGAGGAUGAUUUUGACUCAGAGCAGUUAUCGGUCCUGGCAUCAUGUCUGCAAGAAUUAUUUAAAGGCCACUUUCGAGGCGAGGUUCUGCCAGAGGAAAUUACAGAAGAGUCACUUGAGGAGUCUGUUGGAAAACCACUCUACCUGAUAUUUCGAAAUCUAAUCCAGAUGCAGGAAGAUAAUAGUGGAUUCUCAUUACUUCUGGACCUGCUGUCUGAGCUUUACCAGAAGCAGCCAAAGAUUGGAUACCACCUGCUGUACUACUUGAAGGCCAGUAAGGCAGCAUCUGGCAAGAUGAAUCUGUAUGAAUCAUUUGCUCAAGCUACGCAGCUAGGAGACCUUCACACCUGUCUAAUGAUGGACAUGAAAGCCUGCCAAGAGGAUGAUGUUCGACUUUUGUGCUACCUAACACCUUCUAUAUACAGUGAGUUUCCAGAUGAAACUCUUCGUAGUGGAGAGCUUCUGAAUAUGAUUGUGGCUGUCAUAGACUCUGCACAGUUGCAGGAGCUUGUCUGCCACGUUAUGAUGGGGAACCUGGUGAUGUUCAGGAAGGAUUCUGUGCUAAAUAUUCUUAUUCAGAGCCUGGAGUGGGAAACCUUUGAGCAGUACUGUACCUGGCAGCUGUUCCUGGCUCAUAACAUCCCACUGGAGACCAUCAUUCCAAUCCUACAGCACCUCAAGUAUAAAGAGCACCCAGAGGCGCUAUCAUGUCUCCUUUUGCAACUUCGUAGAGAGAAGCCCACUGAGGAGAUGGUGAAAAUGGUUCUCAGCCGACCCUGUCACCCUGAUGACCAGUUUACUACAAGUAUCUUGCGCCAUUGGUGCCUAAAGCAUGAUGACAACUUAUCAGAAAAUAUCAAGUCUCUUCUCAUCAAGAACAACAGUUUACCACGGAAACGUCAGAGGAAAGGUCAGAAAGCCUUGGUUACAACUUUUGAUUCCAAGUAG